Messenger RNA from Nicotiana attenuata, 2467 nucleotides. Its product is annotated as CLP protease regulatory subunit CLPX2, mitochondrial-like. Bases 158 to 2095 code for a protein of 645 amino acids. The transcript has 15 exons. Gene Ontology annotation, molecular function: ATP hydrolysis activity; ATP binding; ATP-dependent protein folding chaperone. Lineage: Eukaryota; Viridiplantae; Streptophyta; Magnoliopsida; Solanales; Solanaceae. The record is from RefSeq and is a predicted model, not a curated record. Gene Ontology annotation, cellular component: mitochondrial matrix. Gene Ontology annotation, biological process: protein folding; protein catabolic process; proteolysis.
ACAUGAUGUAAAUAAUCCCAAGUGGGGCGAGUAUCGGGUGCCCCAUUUUCUUCCAGAACUUCUCCGCACCAAUUCACUCUCAAUUGCAAAACCUCCAUUGAAAUGCUCGUGACUGAGCUCAGAAGAACCAAAGAAGAAGACGAAGAAGGCUUAACAAAUGUCUGCUAUAUUCAGAUACAAAUCAAAGCUCCAUAAUUUCACUUUCAGAGCAUCUCUUUUUUUCCUAUCAUCUUCCAAAUUCCAUUCCUCUACUUCUUCUUCUUCUCUCAAAUCCAAACCAAAACCCGCGCUCUUCUUCAACUCGUUCCAAGGUUCUAGAAUAAGUUUAGGGUUUAAAUUCCAAGGUUCUAGACUAGGGUUAGGGUUUAGGCAUAAAUGGGAAGGAAGCUCCGACAACUAUGAUCAUAUAAAAGCUGAGGUGAACUGCCCGCGUUGUUCGAAGUUGAUGACGGUGCUAUUCUCCAACCGGCCGUUGUCGAUCACCGCCGGCGAGACAGGAAUUUAUCAGGCGGUGAAUUUGUGUCCUCAUUGCCGGACGGCGUUUUACUUUAGGCCGUUUAAGUUGGAGCCUUUGCACGGGAGUUUCAUUGAGAUUGGGAGAGUUAAAGAGAAAGAGAAUGAUGGCGAAAUGGUGGGGAGUUGUGGGAAGAAUGACGGUAAAAUUUGGGAAAAGUUGAGGUCUUACAGUGGGACUAGUGGUGGAGGCGAUGAUGCUGGUGGGCAAAGUAGUUGUGAUACUGAAAUGGAGAACAAUACGACAGCAGAAAAGGAAGAAGGGUGUGGUGAAGGAGGAGGGUGGGGAGGUGCUAAUUUGGGGAUAGAAUUGCCUACACCAAAGGAGAUAUGUAAAGGGCUUGAUCAGUUUGUUGUUGGUCAAGAGAGAGCCAAGAAGGUGCUUUCUGUUGCGGUUUACAACCAUUAUAAACGAAUAUAUCAUUCCUCUUUGUAUAAAAAGUCAGAUUCAGAUUCCAGUAAAGUUAGAGAUGACCUGGAAAUGUUUGAUAAUGAUUCCGUCGAGUUAGAGAAGAGCAAUGUUUUAUUGAUGGGCCCCACUGGCUCAGGGAAGACACUACUUGCAAAGACGCUAGCUCGUCUCAUCAAUGUUCCUUUUGUAAUUGCGGACGCAACAACUUUAACACAGGCUGGUUAUGUUGGCGAGGAUGUGGAAUCUGUAUUGUACAAAUUACUCGAGGCUGCUGACUUCAAUGUUGAAGCAGCUCAGCAAGGGGUUGUCUACAUAGAUGAAGUUGAUAAAAUAACUAAAAAGGCUGAGAGCCUGAACAUCGGCAGAGAUGUAUCUGGGGAGGGAGUCCAACAGGCGCUGCUGAAGAUGCUUGAAGGAACUAUUGUAAGUGUACCUGACAAUCGAGCACGGAAGCAGCCACGUGGCGAUGCUAUUCAGAUUGAUACUAAAGACAUUCUUUUUAUCUGUGGUGGAGCUUUUGUUGGUUUAGAGAAGACAAUUUCAGAAAGACGACAAGAUUCUUCAAUUGGAUUUGGAGCACCUGUGCGAACUAACAUGAGAGCUGGUGGUCUAACUGAUGCUAUAGUCACGUCAUCGCUGUUGGAAUCUGUAGAAAGUAACGAUCUCACAGCAUAUGGACUCAUACCUGAAUUUGUGGGGCGGUUUCCAGUUUUAGUGAGUUUAUCUUCACUGGAUGAGGAUCAGCUUGUUCAGGUUCUCACAGAACCCAAAAAUGCUCUUUGCAAGCAGUACAAGCAGAUGUUCAACUUGAAUAAUGUCAAAUUACAGUUUACCGAGAACGCACUUCGACUUAUUGCCAAGAAAGCCAUAGACAAAAACACCGGUGCACGCGGUUUAAGAUCUAUAUUAGAAAGUAUUCUAACUGAAGCCAUGUUUGAGGUUCCUGGAAGCAAGCCAGGCGAGGACUCUGUAGAGGUUGUCUUGGUUGAUGAAGAGGCUGUCGGAACAGCUGAUAUAUCUGGAUGUGGAGCAAAAGUUCUUCAUCGUAGCAGUGGGCUGGAGCAUGCUUCUCGUCCUACAGGAUCAACAGUGACAAUGGAAAAGAAGGAAGCAACAAAAGAAGACUUGGACUCGGAGUCUGAGGCUCCAUCAAGAGCCUUGAGCUGGUAAUUUCAGGGGUCUGUUUCUUUCAGUUUUCUUUUUCUGUGUCAAUUCUUGUAUAUAAAGUAAUUAAACGUGCAAAGCCUGGUUGGGCUUCCUUGUUUUAAAGAGAAGGCUUUUGUAAACCUAGAUUUUUUUUUGAACUCCCAACUGAGUUUAUAUAAGUUCGGCACAGCCUCUUUCCCUGGAUACCCGGGAAGAUGCUAAAAGUGAUGCAGUUCUGUUGUCUUUCUUGUUAGAGGUUCUGUUUGAAAGCGCGAGAUUGCUUAAUUUUAAUUUGAAACAGUGUUAAGGGGAUGAUAUCUCUUCCCUGUAUUUUGUAUAUCGGAUGAACUAGAGUUUCAAGUAUCUUGUGAUGGUGAGGUGAGUUUUGCUUUGUUA